GCUUCGACUAAGACUCGGACAAGUAGCUUCACCCGCAAUGUAUUGGCUGUAUCUUCGCCUCAGACCCCCGGAAUCAAGUGCGGUCCCAAUGGCACAUUCUUUGUCUCCUCUGGAAUAUCUGACCUUGACAAGAUACUUGGAGGCGGGCUUCCACUGGGAAGCCUAGUUGUGGUGAUGGAGGAUGCAGAAGCACCUCAUCACAUGCUACUAUUGAGGAAUUUUAUGUCUCAAGGACUUGUUCAGAACCAACCACUUCUUUAUGCUAGUCCAUCCAAAGAUCCAAGAGGGUUUUUGGGUACAUUGCCUAGUCCCUCCUCAUCCAAAGAUGACAAAUUGAGAAAUCAUGAUGCAGAACAGGAGAAGGGAUUGAGAAUUGCUUGGCAGUAUAAGAAGUAUUUUGGUGAAAAUCAGCAGAGUUUUAAUGGUAAAGAUACUAAGCAAGAGUUCUGCAAUGACUUUGACUUAAGGAAACCAUUAGAAAGGCAUUUUUACAGUGGGCAACGUGUGGACUGUAUUAGUUUCAAAGAUUCUCAAAAUCUUGUUGCUCUUCAUGACCAUUGUACCACAUUUUUAUCUCAAUUUCCUCGCAAUGAUGGCAGCAUUUCAUCCAUUGGUCGUAUUGCCAUUCAGUCUUUAUGUGCACCACAGUGUGAAUAUUCCAACAUGGAAUGGGAUGUGCUUUCCUUUAUUAGGUCUCUAAAAUGCAUGCUACAGUCUGCUAAUGCAGUUGCUGUUAUUACCUUCCCAUCUUCCCUUCUUUCAGAACCCAUCUGUAAAAGAUGGCAGCACAUGGCGGACAUUUUACUUUCAGUCAAAGCAAUCCCAGAUGAUGAUAAAGAACUGGCAAAACUCCUCACUGGUUACCAAGACAUGGUUGGCUUCCUUAACAUCCACAAAGUUGUGCGAUUCAAUACUCAGGUUCCUCUAAUUCUUGAGGCAACAACAUUCUCAAUAAAACUGCAAAAGCGACGGUUUUUGGUUUUAGAAUGUUUAAAUCAAGCUCCAAUUGACGGUUCAAGCGGGAGUUCAUAUGGCACAUCUAGUAGUUGUUCUGGGUCAUCCAAAACUGGCACACUUGAUUUUUAAUAGCAUUGCCAUAUCAUUGACAAGCUAUUCACUCUAUAGAAGUCAAGCAGGAUCUUGUGGCCAUUAAUGGAAGAACUGUUAUUGGUCAUGGUGCCAAAAUUCUUGUUAGCUGAUGAGAUCUUAGAGCUAGAAAGCAGUGUUAGUGUAGACACAAUUAACUGUAUUUUAUAGAGUUUUCUGUGAGAUUCAUGAGUAGGCAAAAUUAAUAUUUGCAAUUUGUACCUUAAUUAUGAUUAAUGAGAUUUACGCAGUGAAACUUUCUUUAA
Jatropha curcas is the source of this 1352-nucleotide messenger RNA. Lineage: Eukaryota; Viridiplantae; Streptophyta; Magnoliopsida; Malpighiales; Euphorbiaceae. The record is from RefSeq and is a predicted model, not a curated record.